CGCACCUCGGCCAGCUCUGGGGGUGCUCCGAGGCUGACUUCUCUGGCCAGCAAUUCCAGAGCUGCUGGUAAGGCUGGGGGCCAGCCCACACAUUCCCUGCGGGGGUGUCUGCAUACGCCAGGUGCUCAAACCUGGGGCCGAGGAGGCAGGAGAACUUCUCAGGUCCAGGUCGGCUGCGGGAAGACUGUGAGGACCGCACUGGACGCUGGAUCCAGCCUCAGCCUCGAGUGGGCUCACAGCCAGGACGGGCCCGCUGGAGUCCCCUGGGGGCUCCAGCCCCACCUCGAUGGAUCGUCUCCAGCUGCCAAGGCAACACUGCCUGUUGCUGCUGCUGCUGCUGCUGCUGCGGGCGGUGCCUGGUGCGGGAGGAUCCUGGCAGUGCCCGCGCACCCCCUACGCCUCUACCCGCGACUUUGACGUGGAGUACAGGCUGCUCAGCUUCUCCGCCGGUGGUGUGGUACAGGCCGUGGCGGCCUUCGAGGACAAGGACUGGGGCGCCAGCGCCGUGUUCGUGGCCAUUCGCAACCGCCUGCACAUGCUUGGGCCUGACCUGCAGCUGGUGGAGAGCCUGGCCACCGGCCCGGCCGGGGACCCUGACUGCCAGACCUGUGCCGCCUGUGGCCAGGAACUCCAGGGCCCGCCGAGCAACACAGACGCACAGGUGCUGGUCCUGGAGCCCGGGCUGCCCGCGCUGGUCAGCUGUGGCUCCAGCCUGCACGGCCGCUGCUUCCUGCACGAGCUUCAGGUCAGUGGGUCGACCCUGCACCUAGCACCGCCAGCCUGCCUCUUCUCGGCAGAUCGCAACCGUCCGGAGGACUGCCCUGACUGUGUGGUCAGCCCUCUGGGCACUGUCAUCACGGUGGUGGAGCAGGGUCAGGCCUCCUACUUCUAUGUGGCAUCCUCCCUGGACCCCACGGUGGCCGCCAGUUUCAGCCCCCGCUCCGUGUCCAUCAGACGCCUCAAGGCUGAUGCCUCAGGGUUUGAAGGCGGCUUUGCAGGGCUGUCGGUGCUGCCUGCCUACCUCGCUUCCUACCGAAUCCAGUACGUAUACACAUUCCAAGCCGGACCUUUUGUCUAUUUCCUGACGGUGCAGCCCACCAGCGAGGCCGCGGCACCUGGCGCUGUGCACACGCGUGUGGCCCGGCUCGGCGCCACCGAGGCGGACCUGGGUGAUUACCGGGAGAUGGUCCUUUAUUGUCAGUUUGCUCCUAAGCGCCGGCGACGGGGGGUUCCUGAGAGCGGGCAGACCUACCCGGUGCUGCGGGCGGCCCACACUGCACCCGUGGGCGCCGGACUGGCCAGUGAGCUGAGUGUCGCCGAGGGCCAGGAAGUGCUCUUCGGAGCCUUUGAGGCUUAUACAGGCAGCCCGGGCGUGGGCCCCAGCUCUGUGGUCUGUGCCUUCCCCAUCAAGAUGAUGAACGAACUCAUCGAGACCGGCGUGGAGUACUGUUGUGGGCCUGCCGUCUCCCAGCGUUUUGAGCGAGGACUGAACUUCUUCCAGCCACCCAGUUUGUGUCCCAACCCGCCUGGCUUGACAGCUCCCAACCCAAACACCAGCUGCCACCACUUCCCUCUGUUGGUCAGCAGUGGCUUCACACGUGUGGACUUGUUCAACGGACUGUUAGGAUCAGUGCAGGUCACUGCACUGCACGUGACACGUCUUGGCAACGUCACAGUGGCCCACAUGGGCACGAAUGACGGACGCAUCCUGCAGGUGGAGCUGGCCAGGUCUCUCGACUACCUGCUGUAUGUGUCUAACUUCUCACUGGGCAGCAAUGGGCAGCCCGUGCACCGGGGUGUCACUCGCCUUGGAGACCACCUGCUCUUUGCUUCUGGGAACCAGGUCUUCCAGGUGCCUAUCCGGGGCCCUGGUUGUCGCCACUUCCUCACCUGUUGGCGUUGCCUGCGGGCACAGCGUUUCAUGGGUUGUGGCUGGUGCGGGGGCACGUGCGGCUGGCAGGAGGAAUGCCCUGACUCCUGGCAACAGGACUAUUGCCCACCAGAGCUUACUGAGUUCUAUCCCCACAGCGGACCCCUGAGAGGCAGCACGAGGUUGACUCUGUGUGGCUCCAACUUCUACCUCGAUGGUGCUGAUGUGACAGCCGAGGGUACUCAUCAUGUCACAGUGGGCCAGAGUCCCUGCCGACUGUUACCCAAGGACAGCUCAAGCCUCAGUCCAGUGCCCCAAAAGGACUUUGGAGAGGAGCUUCAGUGCGAUAUCGAGCCCUUGGGUGCACAGGCAGUCGGAUCCGCCAACAUCAGCCUCACCAUAGCCAACAUGCCAGCAGGCCAGCACUUCCACGUAAAUGGCACCUCUACCCUGCAGGGCUUCUCUUUCGUGGAGCCUAUGCUAACGGCAAUACAACCCCUCUAUGGGCCACGAGCAGGGGGCACCUGCCUCACCCUUGAAGGCCAGGGUUUGUCUGUCGGUACCAGCCGGGCUGUGCUGAUCAAUGGAACUGAGUGCCCUCUGGAGUGGGUCAGCGGGGAGCAGCUUCUGUGUACCACACCCCCAGGGACUGCGACGGCCAGCGUUCCCAUUCACCUGCAGGUGGGAGGUGCUAAGGUGCCUGGUUCUUGGACCUUCACCUACUCGGAAGACCCCAUUGUGCUGAACAUCAGCUCCACCUGUGGAUACACUGGCUCCCAUAUUACCAUUUACGGCCAGAAUUUGACUUCAGCUUCGUAUCUAGUGCUGUCAUUCCACGAUGGGCUUCAGCAAGUGGAGAGCAGGUGCGAGAGGCAGCUUCCAGAGCAGCAGCGGUGCCGUCUGCCUGAAGUCAUGGUCCGAGGAGCCCAGGGGUGGGUGGCAGGGAACCUGAGUGUCCGGGCAGAUGGAGCUGCUGGCUUCACAAUGUCCAGCUUCCGCUUCCUGCCAGCACCUCACCCACCCAGCAUUGAGCUGGUCCCACUGAAGCCUGAGGAGCAUGCUGUUAAGUUUGAGUAUAUAGGUCUGGGUGCCGUGGCUGACUGUGUGGAUGUGAACGUGACCGUGGGUGGUAAGAGGUGCCGGCAUGAACUCCGGGGGGAUGUGGUCAUCUGCCCCCUGCCCGCUUCCCUGCAGCUCGGCAAGGAAGGCACCCCACUGCAGGUCUGUGUGGAUGGUGAAUGUGACAUCUUGGCCAAGGUGGUUCGGCCAAACCCAGCGGGGGCCCCACAAAGGUUGCUCCUUGGUCUCUUGCUGGCCCUGAUUCUGCUUCUGGUUAUUCUGGUCACCUUGCUAAUCUUCAAGCACAGACGGAGGAAGCAGCGAGUUCUUUCUCUGAACCUGGAUGCUCAGUCAUCUCUGGACCAGACCACUGGAGCCAUAUCUCUGUCUCUGGUCCGCUCAGGCUCUAUCUGCGAAAAUAGCCCUGUGUCCUCUGCCAUGGAUGGUCUGGAUUCCACCACCCAGUUCCACAAAGCCUCCUUCUCAGACAUCCAGGAUAAGUCACAUAUCCCACUGCUGUGGACGGAGUCCAACCAACUUGGGAGCUUGGACUCUGCACUUUUGGCUGAGGUCAAAGAUGUGCUGAUUCCUUAUGAAAGGGUGGUCACCCACAGUGACCAAAUUAUCGGCAAAGGCCACUUUGGAAUUGUCUACCAUGGAGAAUAUACAGAUGAGGCCCAGAAUCACAUUCACUGUGCUGUCAAGUCACUGAGUCGCAUCACAGAGAUGCAGGAGGUGGAGGCCUUCUUGCGUGAGGGCCUGCUCAUGCGAGGCCUGCACCACCCCCACGUGCUGACUCUCAUUGGCAUUGUGCUACCACCGGAAGGGCUGCCCCGCGUGCUGCUGCCCUACAUGAAGCACGGGGACCUGCUCCAGUUCAUCCGCUCACCCCAGCGGAACCCGACAGUGAAGGACCUCAUUAGCUUUGGCCUGCAGGUGGCCUAUGGCAUGGAGUACCUGGCAGAGCAGAAGUUUGUGCACAGGGACCUGGCUGCCCGGAACUGCAUGCUGGAUGAGUCCUUCACGGUCAAGGUGGCUGACUUUGGUCUGGCCCGCUACAUCCUGGACAAGGAGUACUACAGUGUGGAGCGGCACCGCCACGCUCGCCUGCCUGUCAAAUGGAUGGCACUGGAGAGCCUGCAGACCUACAGGUUCACCACCAAGUCUGACGUGUGGUCAUUUGGUGUCUUGCUAUGGGAGCUGCUGACACGGGGUGCCCCUCCGUACCCACACAUUGACACUUUUGACCUCACUCACUUUCUGGCCUGUGGCCGGCGCCUACCCCAGCCUGAGUAUUGCCCCAAUUCUCUGUACACAGUGAUGCAGCGCUGCUGGGCUGCGGACCCCACAGCACGACCCACCUUUCGGGAGCUCACGGGGGAAGUGGAAUGGGUGGUGGCCGCACUGAGUGGAGACCACUAUGUCCAGCUGCCUGCAACCUACGUGAACCUGGGCCCUGGUGCUUCAGAUGAGGCAAAUGUGCCCCCCAAACAGCUGCUGUCCUCUUCUGUGAACAGGACUGCAGGGCUGUCCCGGCCCCUCUCAGAGCCGCCUCUGCCCACGUGACCUCAGCCCUGAUCAGACCCUGGAGGCCAUACCUGUACCCCUAACAGUGUCUGGACCAUGCCAGGUUAGGGAGGUGACUCAAGCUGCCUAACCUUCUGGGGCAACAGGAAGGGAGCAGGGCACAUUGUACCCCACCUCCUUUCCAUGGAACACCAACGAGUGUAAUGAUCCCCCCACCCCCAGAGCACUGAUCAGCUCUGGCUUGUGGUGGUGUGGGGAAUUGAGCCUGGGACUUUGGAGCAUCAGGCAUGAAGUCUCUUUGCAUAACAAUUAUGCUAUCUAUCCCCAGUCUAUUUUUUUACUAUUUUGUUUUUUGACCAGAACACUGCUCAGCUCUGACAUAUGGUGGCACCGAGUAUUGAAUCUGGAACCUCUUGCAUGCAAGCCCCCCACACUGCCUCUGUGUUGUUUUCCCAGCCCUGCAACGAGUAUUUAUGGAGCACCUGCUGUGUGCCUGGGCUGCUGGGCAUAGGGAACUCGAUGGAUAGAUACACCAGUUCAAACUAAUACAUGAAGAAAUGAAUUCAAAUAUAAAUUGUGGUAAAUGCUAGGAACGAAAGAGACAGGCUGCUCUGAGGGAAUGGAGGACAGCUUUAGAUAGAUGCACAGAGAGGUAAGGGAAAAUUCCCCAGAAGGUGACAUUUUCCUGAGACCCAAACAGGUGGGAACUGUGCUAGAAGCAGUUUCAAGAAUAGAGAGGGUUUUUUUUUUUUUUUUUUUUUUGGCAGAUCAAGCAACAUAUGCCGAGACCCCAGGCGAGAAAGAGGUUGGAUCAACAUGAAGGCACCGGAGGGCAGAAGGGCUAGGCAGGGCUCAGAUCCAGAGUAAAGGGGCUCAGAGACUUCAAUGAUUUAUUUAUUACAUAUGAGAGAAUUCCCCCUGGGCUAGAGAGAAAGAGAGGCAAGUCUGAGCACCACUCUAGGACAUGUGAUGCCAGGAUCAGAUUGGGAAUCUCAGGUGUGUGAGGCUGAUGUUCUGGUCAUUCAGCUAUUUCCCCAGGAGCACCAGAGACUUUUAUUCUUAUUAUUAGUUAAUGAGAGAAAGAUAGACGAGAGCAUUCCUCAGUUCUAGUUUAUGGUGGUGCUGGGGACUGAACUUUAGAGCCUCAGACAUGAAAGUCUUUUGCAUAACCAUUAUGCUGUCUUCCUAGUCUGAAACUUAAAAAAAAGAAAUUAAGUGCUACUAGGGUUUUCUCUGGGGCUUAGUGCCAGACAAUGAAUUUACUGCUCCUAGUGGCCAUCCCCCCCCAUGCUUUUCCUUUUAUUUGAUAGGGCUGGAGAAACGAGGUGGGAUAGGGAAAGAGGGAACGAGAAAGAGAGAGACACCUGCAGCACUGCUUCACUACUUGUGAAGCUGCCUUUUUUUUUUUUUAAUUUAUUUUUAUUUUUUAUUUAUUUAUUCCCUUUUGUUGCCCUUGUUGUUUUAUUGUUGUAGUUAUUAUUGAUGUCGUUGUUGUUGGAUAGGACAGAGAGAAAUGGAGAUAGGAGGGGAAGACAGAGAGGGGGAGAGAAAGACAGACACCUGCAGACCUGCUUCACCGCCUGUGAAGGGACCUGCCUGCAGGUGGGGAGCCGGGGGCUCGAACCGGGAUCCUGACGCCAGUCCUUGAGCUUAGCGCCACCUGCGCUUAACCCGCUGAGCUACAGCCCGACUCCCGUGAAGCUGCCUUUUGAUGCAGCUGAGAACCAGGGGCUUAAGCCCUGGUUUCUGUGCAUGGUUAUGUUUGCACUCAGUGGGGUGAUCACCCCCCAGUCCUCUGAAGACUUUUGUUUUUAAUUAUGUUUAUUUGUGAGGGUGAAACAACACCACUUUGGCAUAUGCGGUGUUAGGGAUUGAACUCAGGACCUUAUGCUUGUCCUUAAAGUCAGGCAUUCUACUCACUGUUCCCCCUCUCAGGGAUCAGAGUUUUUUUUAUUUAAAAAUGUUUUUAUAUUUAUUUAUUUUCCCUUUUAUUGCCCUUGUUGUUUAACAUUGUUGUGGUUAUUGAUGUCGUUGUUGGAUAGGACAGAGAGAAAUGGAGAGAGGAGGGGAAGACAGAGAGGGGAAGAGAAAGAGAGACACCUGCAGACCUGCUUCACUGCUUGUGAAGCGACUCCCCUGCAGGUGGGAAGCCAGGGGUUCAAACCGGGAUCCUUACACCAGUCCUUGUGCUUUGCGCCACUUGCACUUAACCCGCUGCACCACCACCCAACUCCCUUUUUUUUUAAAAAAUGAUUUGGGGGCGGGGAGGAAGCUAUCAGCACCACUCCGGCAUAUGCAGUGCCAGGAUCUCACAGUGCAAGCCCUAUGCUCUACUACUUAAGUCACAUUCUCAGCCACCUCAGAUACUGCUGGGUAGAACCAGAGAGAUGGGUUGAGUACCCAGGGAGGUAGCAGUCAGGACACUGUCCCACUGUCCUGUCAUCUGUCCUUUUCUCCGAGGCCUAGCCCCAGCAGGUCUCCUUGCAGCCUGCAGCUUCCUCCCACACAUACACACUUUGCCAGGAAGGGAGACACUCCCCCCCACUCACCACCCCCAACCCUGUCAGCAUUGAGAUGAGCCAGCAGCAAGGCCUUAGUUCUCUGUUUCAAGGCACUAACUUUAAGGCUCCGAGUGCCUGGGUUAUUUAUACUCAUCAAGGCCAGUGUUCAAUAGCCACUAGAAGGGCAGGCUCCACUGAAGAGGGAGAACAGCUUCUGGGAGAACAGUGUCUUCCUCCUACUACCCCUUUCCUGCUCCCUUCAUGCUGAGGAGGGCAGGGGCGCCAGCUGUAUGGACAGCUGGCUGUCAGGGAGACUGGGCCUGGGGCAUGAGUCACCGCGGCUCCUCUCCUUUGCUUGAGACCCCUGGAGCCUUUAUCCUGCUAUUAGGAGACCCAAGCUCCUCUCCCUGUGAGUUUUGAGCUGUUUUCACUGGACCCCUUGGCUUGGGCAAGAGUCCCCUGGUAAACAGAGUGGUGGUGGUGGGGUCUCCUUGGAGCUGCUCAGUUAUUCUCUCCACACCCUGCUGCUCACCCUGUCACCCAAGUCAGCACCCAGCCAGGGAGACGCUAAGGAUCCUGAGGCUAGGUGGGUACCAGUUUCAAAGGGGCUCUUGUGCUCAAGUACAAGGGUGUGAAUACCAAAGGUCUUGGAGCUGGUGGCAGAGCAGAGAUAGACUACUGGUUUACCACACUACCACUGAUGUCUAUUCAGUGCAAGGUUCAGUGGAUGUUGUGGUCUCUGCUAGAUACUGCGUAUGUGUGCAUGUGUGUACAAGCAGUUGUUUCCACUCUUUCUAGUUGCAAUCCUUGGGCCCUAACUUGAUCCUGGAAUCUAAGAGUUACCUGGAUCUGAGAAUCCACCAAGCUUCAGGGUGGGGCAUGUGGAAAAGGCCCCUGUGCUUCUCUGAAGCUAAACUGAGCCUCUUUCGGUCACCACUGGUUCACAUGUCCAUAAGGAGUGAGUCUCUGUAUGGGAGGGGGCUUAGUGAGGACCUCAGAGAAUGGAGGUGGAAGAGAGUUCUGGGCCUAUCAGGUUUUCUGUGCAUACAUUAUGUAGGGGUUUAGGCCUAUCUCUGAGCCAAGAGCCAGGAUUCUCCACAAGGGACUCCUCACAGGCACAGCGGCGCCCCUCCCCCAAUACUGCAGGCCCAAUGCUCUGAGCUCCAUUCUCAGUGCCACCUAAUGGUCACGGGUCCAUCGGAAGGGUCCGGAGCUGGAACUGUUGCUAACUUUUUCACUUUUCUAAUUCCUGAGUGGGCCACUCAGAUUAGUUCUAGCCCCUCCCCCCCCCCCCCCCCGCUUCCCCCAGAGGACUGGUGGGAAAUCAGGAGGUUUCAGAGUGUCUUCAAGAGUGAAUAAAGGUUGGCUGCCUUUU
Erinaceus europaeus (western European hedgehog) is the source of this 8332-nucleotide messenger RNA. It is a transcript of the gene MST1R, whose product is annotated as macrophage stimulating 1 receptor. Gene Ontology annotation, cellular component: membrane; signaling receptor complex. Gene Ontology annotation, biological process: cell surface receptor protein tyrosine kinase signaling pathway; phagocytosis; nervous system development. The transcript has 20 exons. Gene Ontology annotation, molecular function: transmembrane receptor protein tyrosine kinase activity; ATP binding; protein binding. The record is from RefSeq and is a predicted model, not a curated record. NCBI's taxonomy places the organism in Eukaryota, Metazoa, Chordata, Mammalia, Eulipotyphla, Erinaceidae. Bases 287 to 4495 code for a protein of 1402 amino acids.